Molecule: messenger RNA, 2424 nt
Organism: Tachysurus vachellii
Lineage: Eukaryota; Metazoa; Chordata; Actinopteri; Siluriformes; Bagridae
Product: intercellular adhesion molecule 1-like
Exons: 5
Coding region: 76-1143 (355 amino acids)
Biological process (GO): cell adhesion
Molecular function (GO): integrin binding
Source: RefSeq, a predicted model, not a curated record
UCAUUUGUCUGAACACUCGGUUCGGAGUCGUUUUGAGCUCUGAUUCAGGGAUUGUGUUUAUAAACUAUUACACUGAUGUCCAUCAUGGUAGCUGUCGGUUUCUUUCGGAUCGUGUGUCUGUUAGUGUGUUUUAUUCUUACAGCUGCUGAUGGACCCUUGGUGAUCACACCCUCAAAGCUGGUGGUGGAAUAUGGUGCUAAAGCCUCAGCUAACUGCUCCACUACCAACACCCAUAAUGGAAUGGGCUGGGAAGCCUCACAAGGAGCGACAAAUAUGGAAAAAGAUGUCAGUUUCCUCACCUGGACAGUGGAGAGGCUUACAACGUGGGAUAUAAGGCCAAUAUGCUUCAUUAACUUCAUUAACAUUCAAAAAAUGGAGUCACUCAGUAUUACUAUUUACAAGCUUCCAGAUUCAUUGUUGGUUAAAAGUCUUCCAAUGCCUGUAAUGGAGGGGGAAAUUUGUUCACUUCGUUGUGACGUUCAAAAUGUUGCUCCAGUUCAGUACCUUAGCGUCACGUGGUACAAACAACAGAUUAUUGUGAACAGUACCACCUUUAAUGAAGUCAGCAUCACUCCAGUGAACAAAUCUAUUGAACUCAGUAUCAAGCCCAGCAGAGAGGAUGAUGGAGUCACAUACUGGUGUGAGGCGAAGCUGGAACUGGGACCAGAUGGACCAGAGCCACCUCCUACAAUGAAGUCAGAUCCUUUCCAGAUUGAAGUACACUACAAGCCAUUGUUCUCAGAAGACACAGAGAUUAUAGAAGCUGUAGAUGGGGAAAUCAAGUUAAACUGUUCUAACUCAGCAAAACCUCCUUCUGAACACAUCUGGGAGGGACCACAUCUGGAAAAGAAAGUUGGAUCAUCCUCAUUGUCCGUUUCUUCUCCUGGAAACUACAUAUGCACUGCCACAAACAGAUAUGGCCAAGCAGAGAAACUGUUCAUUAUCAGAUUUAGAAAUCGUGACUACACCAUUCUGGCCAUUGUUUUGGGACUCGGAUUACUUUUAGCUGUUAUCCUGAUUAUAGCUUUUACUACAGACAAAUUCAGGAAAAGCCGCUCUGGAGCCUCUGCUAAUCACAAUAUGAUGCCGUCCUCAUCAGCUCAGAAAGAGGAAGGUGAAGAGUUGGUUUCAGUCACCAAAUGAGUUCACGGGUGGCGUUGCACUGUUUUAACACUGUUCAGAUUCUGGUGCAGCAACCAGUGAAAAACGAGAAUUCUUGUCUGUUUUUAACGUGACGUGACUGACAGAGGAGAGAAACACUGCUAUUGACACUGUGGAGUUAAUGUGAACAUGAAGAUUUCACUUUCAUUUAUAUUGUCUUUUAUUUUUAGCUAUUUCCCUUGGAUCAACUCUGUCAGUGGAUUUCAACACAUUUCCUUUGUCCCACUUCCUGUUGAAUAAAGCACCAUUACGCAGUAUCACAGGAGCAGUAGUGAUGCUGUAGUGAACUGGCGCUCAUGCUCAGUCCGACUGAGACGAUGAAGAUACUUUUAUUCAACAAUUUUAUAAACAAAAAAUGUAUAAUUUUACAUUUCUAACAAAUUGUCUGACACAAACAGUAUUGUCACAUAUAUGAAAGAAAGCCUGAACUGUUGCCAUGGUAUCAUCCAACUUACUAUGGGCCUGACAGCCCUGACAGCCCAUAAUACUGUAAGUGUAACACUCCUGUCCAGUAAGAUGAACAAAGCGGAACAAUGGAUGGGAGAAAGUAGCCUUAUGUUUUAUAUUUCUAUGUCUUAUGUAUUGUUUUUUUAUACACAAUAUUCAUUGCCACACCCACUUCCUGUCCCAUCCUGCAUGUUCUGUCUGACUUGGAAAACCAAAUGAAUGUUCAGUAAGUUUAACUGUCUAAACAUUGACCUAAAACACAUCUGUAUUCUGUCUGUGUGCUUCAGAAAUGUUAACGACUUGCUGAGGCCUGCUUUAAAAGGGAAGAGUUUGAGCUGGUACUGUACAUCUGAGUCGCUCUACUAUUACUCUACUCUUUUUUUACGGGGAACUUGUGACAAAAAUUUAGGUGCACAGGAUCAUUAUAAGGAAUAACAUGAAUAUAUCACUUUCGUUUGCAUUCAACACAGGGACUAAGUGACUGCUUAAUGAAAACACUUGAUUUUCGUAACACCUAAAAAUUAACUUUUUUUUUCUUUCCAAAAUAUGUUUCAGGUUUAAUAAAAUUAAAGUUUAAAAAGAUGAAAAAAAAAGAAUAAGUUUCUUUUUCACAGGCAACAGCUGAAAUUUUCAACUUUACAAUACAAUAAAACUCUCUAAUAUCCUGAACAAUGGUGGAAAUAAAGUAUUUUGUAAAUUUGAUGUACUUUCCUUGAGCACUUACAUGAUAUUUCUAUGCUGCACAGAAGGAUUGUUAUAAAAUGAACUACCAAGAAUUUAAGUUUUAUCAUAAACAACAAUAAUGCAGUACUAUAA